AUUGGUCAAAAAUUUUAAAAACCAAGUGAAAAUCUGCCGGAUACAAAAAAGGAGUUUAAUUUGAUUAAUCUUGACCCUCCUUGUAUUAUUGUCUAAAGGUUUUAAAUAAUUAGAGUCUAAAGUGCAAAAGUCAAUCUUAGUAAGCAGCAAAAAAUAACAGCCGACGCCGCUGCCGCACUUGUACAUUCGUUACCUACAAAUCCAUUAAAUCUGCUUCCCCGCUCCCGUUUUCUUUUAAAUUUGUUUUUUCUUUUUUUUUAAUAAAAACACAUAAAAACCACAACAUACAAAAUGUUCAUCUGGGAUUGGUUUACUGGUGUUUUAGGAUACUUGGGUUUAUGGAAGAAAUCUGGUAAAUUAUUGUUCCUUGGUUUGGAUAAUGCUGGUAAAACAACAUUGUUGCACAUGCUCAAAGAUGAUAAAUUGGCCCAACAUGUCCCAACUUUGCAUCCCACAUCGGAAGAAUUAUCUAUUGGCAAUAUGCGUUUCACUACAUUCGAUUUGGGCGGUCACACUCAAGCACGUCGUGUGUGGAAAGAUUAUUUCCCAGCUGUAGAUGCUAUCGUUUUCUUGAUAGAUGCCUGGGAUCGUGGUCGCUUCCAAGAAAGUAAAAAUGAAUUAGAUUCCCUUCUCACAGAUGAGGCCUUGUCAAAUUGUCCUGUUCUGAUUUUGGGUAACAAAAUCGAUAAACCUGGUGCUGCCAGCGAAGAUGAACUUAGAAAUGUUUUUGGUCUCUAUCAAUUAACCACCGGCAAGGGUAAAGUAGCACGUUCCGAUUUACCCGGUCGUCCCUUGGAAUUGUUCAUGUGCUCGGUACUGAAAAGACAAGGUUACGGCGAAGGUUUCCGUUGGUUAGCGCAGUAUAUUGAUUAAGUUGUGUAGUAGUUUGGUUGUUUGAAAAUCGUAUUGUGGUGGCAAAACAACAACAAUAAUAACAAAAGAAGAUUAAACAACAAAAAUUUCUAUUAAUUUUUACAUCAAUUAAGAAGCAUUAUACAAUAUUUGUAAUUGCAGCAGCCAUUGUUUUCCUCCUUCUCCUUCUCAUAACAGACAACAAGAAGCUAACAAACAGACAUAUUAUUACAUCAACACUCUAAAUCCAAGAAGACAAAUGUUAUACACUAUUCAUUCACAAACAAGAUGAAAUCAACAACAAAUAAACAAACAACAACAAAAUACAAAAUAAAAAACCAUAAAGAUAAUAAUAAAACAUAAUAAUAAAUCAUAACAAUAAAAUGAAAAAUUUAAAAAAAAAAUAUCUAUAAAAUUUAUAAAAAUAAAAACAAUUUACUGGGAAGAAGGCGCAAUUUUAACUUUAUAAAAAGCAAGAAAAGAAAAAUAAAUUUUUUUUUUCAACGCAUUAAAAGCGUAAAAGAAAAUAUUUUAUUUGAAAGAGAAGUGCUUUUUUUAAAACGAUUCUUUAAUUUUUUGGUUUUUAUUAAAAAAAAAAUAAAUGAUGCAUCAUAAAUUCCAUACAACAUUAUAAAUAUACUCUUGCAAUUUAUGAUUUUAUUUCUUUUUUUUCCAAUUUGUAACUAGUUCCAACCUCACAUACAUUCUAGCUUCUAUUUAAUAUUAUAAAUACUAUUUCUUUUGUUUUAGUUUCCUAUUUUAUUUUUCUUUUUCAUUCAUAAGUUUUAUUAAUUUUAUUUAGCUUAAAUUUUUUGGUCUUGUAAAAUAUUCUAAUAAAUGAUGAUUCUCUGUGCAAAACAACAAAAACUUAAGAAAAGAAAAUAAUAUCCUAAAUAAACGGAAAAUAUGUCCUUUUUUACAUAA
Messenger RNA from Lucilia cuprina (Australian sheep blowfly), 1776 nucleotides. RefSeq names its product GTP-binding protein SAR1b (gene Sar1). Gene Ontology annotation, cellular component: endoplasmic reticulum exit site; COPII vesicle coat. The coding region runs from base 292 to 873 and encodes 193 amino acids. NCBI's taxonomy places the organism in Eukaryota, Metazoa, Arthropoda, Insecta, Diptera, Calliphoridae. Gene Ontology annotation, molecular function: GTPase activity; GTP binding. The transcript has 6 exons. Gene Ontology annotation, biological process: intracellular protein transport; vesicle organization; endoplasmic reticulum to Golgi vesicle-mediated transport. The record is from RefSeq and is a predicted model, not a curated record.